AUGAAAGUGACCUUGUUAGCUGCCAUCCUUGUUCUAGCCAGCUCAGUGUGCACUUCCUUUGCAGUGGACUUCUUCUUUCCUAUGGGCUUUCACAUGACCGAGGAACUUCUACAGAAGACAGAGGGCACAUUGCAGAAGUUUGUGGAUGACCUGUUCCAGGUGAUUCUGAGCACCAGCCGCCCUGUGCCUCUGGCUGUGAAGUACUUCUUUGACCUGCUGGAUGAACAGGCUCAGCAGCAUGGCAUCUCUGAUCAGGAUACCAUCCACAUCUGGAAGACCAACAGCCUGCCGCUGAGGUUCUGGAUCAACAUCAUCAAGAACCCACAGUUUGUGUUCGAUGUGCAGACUUCAGAUAACAUGGACGCCGUGCUCCUUGUCAUUGCACAGACCUUCAUGGAUGCCUGCACCCUGGCUGACCACAAGCUGGGCCGGGAUUCCCCCAUCAACAAACUUCUGUACGCUCGAGAUAUUCCCCGUUACAAACAGAUGGUGGAAAGGUACUAUGCAGACAUCAGACAGACUGUGGCAGCCAGUGACCAAGAGAUGAACUCAGUUUUGGCAGAGCUGUUCCGGGCGCUUGUGUACGUGCAGCCAUGGGGUCUGCAGAGUGGAUGA
Molecule: messenger RNA, 615 nt
Organism: Grammomys surdaster
Lineage: Eukaryota; Metazoa; Chordata; Mammalia; Rodentia; Muridae
Product: plexin-B1-like
Exons: 7
Coding region: 1-615 (204 amino acids)
Biological process (GO): positive regulation of axonogenesis; regulation of cell shape; regulation of GTPase activity
Cellular component (GO): semaphorin receptor complex
Molecular function (GO): semaphorin receptor activity
Source: RefSeq, a predicted model, not a curated record